AUUUCGAAAUGGAAAAAGUGUUACUGUGGCUGUUUUGUCUGCUCUCUCUGGAAUAUGGGGCUCUUGUGGGGAGUACGAGACUGCCCAAUAUUGUUUUAAUUGUUACCGAUGAUCAGGAUGUCGUUCUCAAUGGAAUGAUGCCAAUGAGAAAUGUCCAGGAACUUUUAGCAAAAUCCGGAGCUACCUUCACUAAUGCUUUCACCUCAUCACCCAUUUGCUGCCCCUCACGAGCAUCAAUUCUUUCCGGGAGAUAUGCGCACAAUCAUGCAACAACAAAUAAUUCAAUUUCCGGAGGCUGCUACGGGCACUUCUGGAGGGAUGUUGUUGAGAAAUACACCCUUCCGGUAAUGCUCCAUGCUAGGGGGUAUGAGACAUUUUUUGGUGGGAAGUAUCUCAAUGAUUACCGCACAACGGAUGUUCCACCUGGAUGGGAUCAUUGGUAUGGUCUUCAUGGCAAUUCCAUUUACUACAACUACACCCUUACGGAAAACGGGAAGUCAGUCCAAUAUACUUCUGAAUACCUCACGGAUGUCCUGGCUGAGAAGAGCACACAAUUCCUGGAGGAACAAAGGCACGGGAAACCAUUCUUCCUCAUGGUAGCACCUCCAGCUCCUCAUGCACCUGCUACUCCUGCCCCACGCCAUGAACAAACUUUUCCGGAAGUUCGAGCUGCACGUACCCCCAACUUCAAUCAUCCUUCAGGUAGUCUGGACAAACACUGGCUCCUAACAAUGGAUCCACCAACAUUGCCCGAUGAUGUCCUCCCGGAAUUAGAUGAAAUCACUCGAAGACGAUGGCAAUCACUCCUGGCUGUGGAUGAAAUGGUCCGAGGGAUAGUAGAGAGUCUCCAAAAGAAUGAUUUGCUGGAGGAAACAUUCAUUGUCUUCACCUCUGACAAUGGCUACCACAUUGGUCAAUUUGCCCAAGCCUACGAUAAGCGGCAACCCUAUGAGACAGAUAUUCGUAUUCCACUGAUUGUCCGGGGUCCGGGAGUGAGAAAGAAGUUCCUAGUUCAGCAACCUACGCUCCUCAUUGAUCUUAUGCCAACGAUGCUAGAAUGGGCACAAAUGUCCCUUCCUGCCAAUCUCGAUGGACGUUCCUUCCGCGGAGAUUUGGUGGCGGAGACACCAGUCAGCAUUAGCAGGCAGUUCCUAAUUGAGUACUGGGGUGAAGUAGGGCCAAACACUCAUUCUCCAUCAUGUAAAAAUGCCGACAAGUCUCUCUAUAUGUGUACCGAGGAUGCUGCUUGCCACUGUCAAGAUGCCAGGAACAAUACAUACGCCUGUGUGCGGGAACUUGAGUGGAAAUCCGGAGAAGACUUGAGGACCUUCCUGUACUGUGAAUUCCGGGAUAAUGAACACUUUGUGGAAGCCUAUGAUUUGCUCUCGGAUCCAUAUCAAAUGAAUAAUGUAGCCUACGAGAUGCUCCCAUCGUCACGUGCCAUCUACUCCUUAGUCCUCAAGAAUCUCACCAAUUGCAUUGGAUCCACGUGCCGUAUGUACAAUUCGCGUUCAUACAUCAAUAAGAUAAACAAAUAUCAAUGGGAGUAUGUAGAUUAAUUAAAUUCCGCUGAAGAA
Messenger RNA from Lutzomyia longipalpis, 1577 nucleotides. Its product is annotated as N-acetylglucosamine-6-sulfatase-like. The transcript is spliced from 3 exons. The coding region runs from base 9 to 1559 and encodes 516 amino acids. Lineage: Eukaryota; Metazoa; Arthropoda; Insecta; Diptera; Psychodidae. Gene Ontology annotation, biological process: glycosaminoglycan metabolic process. The record is from RefSeq and is a predicted model, not a curated record. Gene Ontology annotation, molecular function: glycosaminoglycan binding; N-acetylglucosamine-6-sulfatase activity.